CAGCAGUAUUCGGUGAAUGAUUCAGUAAUCAGUAUUCAGUAAAGGGUAAAUACCCGGUAAACUUAAAAGUUUCAGUAACUUUUAAUGAUUAAACUAAACGAAGCAGCGAAUCCUGGCGAUAGGACCGGUGGAACCAGUAGUUGUAGCGCUGUUCAAUAAAGUUCAGAACUAGCUAUUACAGUAUUUAGUUUCGAAUUUCACCCAGCGUUAAAUCAAAGCAUGGAAACAAAUGUUCAUAUCGAGGUGCUGAGACAGGAGAAAAGUACUUUACCAGAAGGAGAACUGAAAGCCUUGGUCAUUCAAGAAUUGAAGAAUGCUGGCGGAAUCGUACCAUCUUCUAUCAUCAAGUUUUUCAAGAAUGAAACUCUAAAAAAUCAUGUGGAGGAGAUACGAGUUUGUGAAGUCUUCAACUCUAACAUCGAAAAUGAAGAGAUUUGGGGUCAGUCUCCUCGUCCUUUGGAAGAUGUGAACGUACAAAUUUAUAUUUACCGUCUGAACAGUGAUGAUAUGCAAGCAGAGUUAAUUACAAUGGAAGAUGGAACGGAAGUAACCUGCGCUGCCAACCACUGCCUUUUGCCCAACUUAGAGUUUCAUAUGCUUUGGGAAAGUUUAGUUUAUGACACCACUGUCAAACAUCAAUUACUGAAGUGUGCUGAAACAACCAUGCUCUUUUCCCAAAAAGGAGUGAAUCCAACAAUCAUUAAUUGGAAUAAAGUUGUCCUAUUACAUGGUCCUCCUGGCUCUGGCAAAACAUCCCUGUGUAAGGCGUUGGCCCAAAAAUUAUCCAUUCGUCUGAGUCACAUGUACAGGUACGCGGAAUUUAUGGAGAUCAACAGUCACAGCUUAUUUUCGAAAUAUUUCUCCGAGAGUGGAAAAUUGGUAACAGAAAUGUUCAACAAGAUCAAAGAGCAGUUAGCCUUCAAAGAAUCUUUUGUUUGUGUGUUAAUCGAUGAAGUUGAAAGUUUAGCAAGAGCUCGCGAUGCGGUCUUGGCUGGAACGGAACCGUCUGAUGCAAUUCGAGUUGUUAAUGCUCUUCUAACCCAAAUUGAUAUCAUGAAAAGGUAUCCAAAUGUCUUAAUAUUGACCACCUCCAACCUGUCAAACUCAAUUGAUCUAGCUUUCGUAGAUCGAGCUGAUUUGAAAAUCUAUAUUGGACCACCUGAAGUCUCCGCUAUUUACAAAAUUUACUCCUCGUGCUUGGAGGAACUCAUCAGAGUGAAAGUGAUAGACUGUCAAGGAAAAUCAAAACCUCACUGGCACACUUAUACCGAUGCCAUUAAAAUGCUGGAUGGAAAGACAGAAGAUGAAAUCAGUGAAUGUUUGAGAAACAGCAAGCAUUUGCUGGAAGUAUCAAAAUCUAGUGUUGGGUUGAGCGGACGCACUCUUCGAAAAGUUCCUUUCUUAACUCAUGUCAAAUUUAUCGGAUCUCAUAUUGUCACUAUUGAACAGUUCUUAAACGCAAUGCUCAAAACUGUAGAGGAAUGUAAAGAAGAAAUCAAUUGCUUCGUUAAAAAAGAAUCAUGUUAAUAGUGCACCUGCAUCGUUUGAUUUUCAAAAGUUUUCAUCAGCUGUCAUUCUUAUAGAAAUACAGUACUUUCUCUUCAUGACACCGCUUGUUAUGACGAAAAUUUCUCAAAAACGAAAAAUGGUUGAGCCCGUUGCCAAUUGAUUAUUGAAACAGGUAUGGUAACACCUUUUUUCAAAAUACUAUCAUCCAAAAUAGCAUUCUAAUUCUAUUUGCUGAAAGAUAUAUCAACCCUAGGUAUAGAUUUUUAAAACAUCCUCGUGAUUACUUAAAUUUGAAAGGAGGAGGAUUCCCAAAAUUCAUCAGUUAGUUUUGGAUUGAAAAAUAAAAAUCAGGAAUUAUUUGAAACUUCAACUGUUAGGUCAAAUGUUUGGUGUCAACUGUCACCUUACCCUCCAUAUACUCAACAUACAAGGUACUUUAUUUUGAUGUUUGAAGGAUUUAAAAUGCUGCUGACAAACUAUUUGGAAAUCAAACAUUUUAAGAGAAGGCCUCCAACAUUUAUAGAGUACCAGACAACAUGUGAAAUUAUGCAGCAUGAUUUAUGUUUUCUCAUCAAAAUUUUACGUAAAAAUAAGUAUGUCAGAACAACAAAAAUUACUGAAAGUAUCGCCUAACCAAGAUAUUGAUGUUGUUGAUAUAUGAGUUCUAACUUCCCACUUGUAAAAAAACCAUUAUCUACUUGAGUUGAAUCGCACACUGAACAUUACCUUGACAGUCCAUGCAGAGUGAAAAUAUGAUAACUUCAAUCUGGGAGCUAUGGCCUAGCUGUUAAACGUUAUUUACUAUUUGAACAACAUAGGUUGGGGUUUUUAUACCAACCUAUGUUGAGGAGCCUAUGUCGGCUUAUUGAGAAGCCUGGCACAACUAUAGGUGCGUUGUUAAAUUACUUUUGCUGCCCAACAAAAAUGGCCGAAUCUUAGCGGGAUUGACGUCAUCUCAACGACGACUUCAGCUCAACAGACGGGAGAAAAUCGAGGUGUCGUUGUUAAAUUCCCGUGGGAUUCUGCGGAUUUGGAGGUUAAGUUUUAUUGAAAUUUAAGAUUUUAAACAUUUAAAAAUCUUAUUAACACCCACAUUAUUACAAAAUUGACGCAAUUAACGAUUAUAAGCAAUUGCAAGUCAGUCUGGUGACGAACUUGUGGCGAAGAAAUGCGAAAAAAUGGCGGUUAUGGAUGUAAACAAUAACAUUACAACAAUCCAGCAAACUCGGCAGCGGUCCGAAGCAGCCAAAAACCUCGCUGAGCUGUUGGGCAUUUUGCUGAGCAGCCAUCUUGGAAAACGGGUAAAUCCACCAGAAUUUACCAACGCUUUCGUUGACAACGCUCAGCGGGUAAUUUUCGUUGGGCAGUUGUGGACUUUAACAACGCAUCUUAUGGUAGCGUGUUGUUUGAUUCAUGUUGACUCUAGUUGUUCUUGUGAGUGGGAAAUUCAAAUGUUUCGUUAUUAAUAUGGUUAAAAACAUUACAUCUCAGUCAGGACUUAAUUUCAGGAAUUUCUGCUGCGCGAAUCAUGUUUUACAAGAAAUUUUGAAGAGGAAGCAUUUCAGAAUGAUGAAAUUUGUACCUUGUCCAGUGGUUCAUAAAAAAUCAUGAACAUUAGAAAUAGGGUCAGAAGCUGAUCAAAUUGUUCACAAAACGAUAGAAAUUACUAUUUCAACGGGCAUCUCGUCUGUGAGGUUAUUUCAGCCGUAGAUCUCUUUUAUUUAAGAACUAUCAACGCCUAAUAUUUUUUCAAUAAGCUUGUAUCAUAGUUUUUAUUUUAAGUUUAUUUUUUUGAAAUCAGUUGGUCCCAAGUUUGGCGGACUUAAAAUUGUAUAUUCUUAUAGAUUUUAAAAGAUGAGCUUAUCAGUUAGUUUGAAAAUCACUGUGAUAAUAGUUUAUGACUUGCUGCAAUUUUCAUCUUUCGAACUCUUAUUAGUGUGUGCAAGCUUAGAGAAUUCACCUAGUGUUUAAGAUGUAUUUGUGUCAUCAAUGUGAUCGUGUAUUCUAUUUUACUAGGAGUUUUUAAUUUUUACAGAGGUCUGUGAUUUCAAUUUUUUUUUUAAAUUUUAAGUAUGAUUGUGUGCAAAUGUUUUUGAGUUGAGUGGUGAUGUCUAUCAUUAUGUUGGUGUCCAUUUUAGCUCCUUUUCAGUACAAUAGAUGUCAUCUUCCAAUUCGUGCAUUUCAGCAACCUCUGAUGGCGGCCCCCCCCCUUCCCCCGUGGGCUACUCUUCUCCAUUAUGAAAUGGGUUUGAUUUUUUCAUGUAUAAUUAUCAAAGUUUGUCCUUUCAAGAUUUUCAAUCAUGUUCAAACUUUGAAAGUUAUCAUUUUUAGUUCUUCCAUGUGUGAAUUUGAAGUUUGAUAAAAUAUAAAAUGAGUGAAGCAUAUUUGAAGGAUGCAGUCGUGCAUUUCUAUUAGAGUUGAAGUUUAUUGAUUGCUCAGUGCCUCCUGUUUAUUUUCUUACGUAAGUAUUAUGUUUUCAAUCAGGAACUCCUCAUGGUUUCAAAAUUAAAUAGCCUGUUAUGCUUUCCCUUUUUUAGCUGCAAUAACGAGUAAAGUUCAAAAUAAUGUUUCAUGAUUUAUCACCUUUUAUGACUCCGUAAUGGCUGUAAUAUUAUUUUUUUCUGAAAAACUUAACCUCUCAGAAGAAAACGAAUGAAUAAAUUAUAAUUCUUAUAACUGAUUUUAUGAUAUCCAAAAUGUUUUAAAAAAAUAGAAUGUAAGUCAUAUGACCAACAAACCAUGUAAAUUAUACAAUUUUAGCUAUCAUUAUGCCAUGAGAAACAAAUAAUAGACAUUUCCUAGAAGAAGAAA
This is a messenger RNA of Bemisia tabaci, 4320 nucleotides long. It is a transcript of the gene pch2, whose product is annotated as pachytene checkpoint 2 protein. The record is from RefSeq and is a predicted model, not a curated record. Gene Ontology annotation, biological process: meiotic recombination checkpoint signaling; reciprocal meiotic recombination. Gene Ontology annotation, molecular function: ATP hydrolysis activity; ATP binding. Lineage: Eukaryota; Metazoa; Arthropoda; Insecta; Hemiptera; Aleyrodidae. Gene Ontology annotation, cellular component: nucleus; chromosome.